AGGUUCACUCCCAGUAGCCCAUAGCCUAAAGCACCUAGAUCUAGACUUAGAUCCAAAAGGCAUUGGGUGCUGUAGAAGUAAUAGUAGAUCUAUUAAUAAUAUUAUUAUUGUAAUCUUUAUUAUGAUCAUUAAAUUAUCACGACUGUGGAGCUCUUUUGUUUUGAAAGGUUUUGCAAUGUGGAGUCUUUUGUAAACUUCGCCAUCAAAGAAGUAAUACAUGCCAAAUGAAGUACACAAUACUGCGUUUAGUGUUUACAGUUUACUGUUUGCACAUUGUGGACAAACACAGUAUUUGUUGUAGUCUCUUGCUUCGGGUUAGAAUUCUAGAUUCUGAAUUUAGGUAGUCCAUGACGGGGAUGCCAUCACUGUCUUCUUGAGGGAUGCCCAAAAGUGCCAGGUCCACUGUUCCCACAGCAUGGAAGUUGAUGAUUGUCAUCUCAGUGCUGUAUUUGUUGUGCGUAUGGCUUGGGUACAGACAUCUCGAGCGGACACUGUUUCAGAGAAGGAGCAGUGGCCAAGUCUUUCAGCCGAAACUCAGCAAGGAUGGCCUCCAGCUGUAUGUGAAGCAAUGCCCGGUCACCUACAGCCAGCGGCAUGGGCACUUGUCAGGGCCGGUUGACACCAGGCUGGCCAAAGCUUUAAAACCGGGAAUGUGUCAAGCGUCUGCAAGGCCAGUGCGAACAAAUAUACAGAUUGAGUCAGAAUGGCGGUCGAUAAGUGUUGCAUACCCUCAGUAUGUGUACACUGUCAGUGGAUGGAUACAAGUGCUAGAUGUCCCGACCUACACACCAAAGCCACUCAAGGUCAUCAUUGUGCCACAUUCGCAUCAAGACCCAGGUUGGAAAAGCACUUUUGAAGGCUACUUCCAGUCUCAGACCAGAGAUACCUUGGAGAACAUGGUUAAUUUCUUGUCAGCACAUCCCAAGUGGAAGUUUAUCUGGUCUGAAAUUUCCUUUUUUGAAAAGUGGUACUCUGGUGAAGAUGGUGGUGAUCGAGAAAGGGUAAAAAGGCUUAUCGACAAUGGGCAAUUGGAGAUUGUUACUGGAGGUUGGGUGAUGACGGAUGAAGCUGUGGCCCACUAUUCCGCCAUGUUGGAUCAGCUUGUUGAAGGUCACCAGUGGUUGAAACAGAAUCUAGACAUAACACCAAACACAUCCUGGUCUGUGGAUACAUUUGGCCACUCUCCCACAAUGGCAUACUUGCUCAAAGAAUCUGGUGUCAAAAACAUUGUGAUUCAAAGGGUCCACUUUGCCAUAAAAAGAUACCUUGCCAAGAAAAAGAGUCUGGAGUUCAUGUGGAGACAAAGCUGGGAUUCCAGUGGUAAGACGGACACUCUGUGUCACCUUAUGCCAUUCCUGCUGUAUGCCAUCCACUACUCCUGCGGACCAGAUCCCCAUGUCUGUUGUCAGUUUGACUUCCACGAGGACAAGUGCUUACGGGGCACGGAGACUGUUCCAAGAGUGGCUGUUAAUGAGACCAACAUUCGCAAGCUAUCCUGGGCACUGUGGGAACAGCUACAGAAAAAGGCUGAGUUGUAUCGGAGCAAUGUUCUGCUUGUUCCUCAUGGAGACGACUUUCGUUAUGAUUCAUCAAGCGAGUGGGAGGCGCAGUUUGGAAAUUUGGAAAAGCUCAUGGAGUACAUGAACAAGGAUCCAGACAUGAAUAUUAAUUUGGAGUUUGGCACUGUGAGUGACUUCUUCAAUGCUCUUAAGACUGAUACUGAAAAGUCCAAAGUGUCCUUCCCAUCCCUGACUGGGGAUUUUUUGCCUUACAAUGACCGAGAUGACCAGUACUGGACGGGAUUUUACACCAGUAGACCCCUAUACAAGCACAUGGCCCGCUGGUUACAUGCAAAACUUCGAAUCACAGACAUUCUGCUGACUCUGUUGUGUGCUGGCGAUACGACCAGUCACUAUUGCCGGUAUCUGAUGACACUAGAAGAGUCUUUGCCACAGGCUCGCCAAGCCUUGGCUCUCUUCCAGCAUCACGACGCAAUCACUGGGACCAGCAAAAGAUAUGUGGUCAAGGAUUACGCUUCUAAAUUACACGGGGCAUCCAUUGUGAUAGAUGACAUCCUGAAGAAGCUCAUGUUCCUCUCUGUUGCCGAGGGUCAGAAGGAUGCCAAAAGAGCGGUUGGCAAUGUGUCUCUAACCAUGGCUGAGGAGUGGUCCGACUUUGUCACUCCCCCCUCUCUGAAAGCAAAUUAUGUUGAUGGCAAAUGGUUUGUUUUGGUGACAAAUCCUCUAACCAUUCAGUGGAAAUCUGUGGUAACCGUGCGAACAUCCAGUCCAUCCGCAGUCAAGACCAAGGGUGGAGGUUUGGUGGCGUACCAGAUCAACCCAGUUCUAGAUGAGAAUUUGAAACCCGUGCUCGGCCUCUAUGAUGUGGUGUUCGAAGCAGACCUCCAGGCUUUGUCCGUGAAGCUGUACGUGGUGUCUGAGAGCCACUCGCAUGGCAAAUACGUGUCAGUUACUCUGUUUGGGAAGCAACUGGAGCCUGUAAUGUUUGUAGAAGAUUUCAAAGCCAAAAGUUCAACUGUUGAGACGAUUGAAAUUGAGAAUUUGCUUCUGCGAACCACAUUUUCUUCCUGCACUGGCACUUUACAGUACACACAUCGCAAGCUGGAUGACGUGAUUCAUAAGACAGCCAUCAAGUUUGUGACUUAUGGCACAGGAUCUUGGUCCAAUCCUUUCAGAGACAAGAGUGGAGCCUACAUUUUCAUGCCUGAUGGACAAGCUCGGAGCCUGGACUCGAUGUAUCCGCCCAUGGUUGUGUUGCACGGACCUGUCAUGUCUUCUGUCAUCACCAAACUGCCUGGUGUUGUGCACAGAGCUGUUCUCUAUAACGUUUCGGGUCCUGUGGCAUCAGGCGUCCAUCUGUACAACACUGUGUACCUGACCCCACCCUUGUAUGACAACAAAGAGCUGGUGAUGAGGGUGGAGUCAGACGUCCUUUCCCCUGACACCUCUGUUUGUGUUGACCUCAAUGGGUUCCAGAUGCACAAAAAACGGUGGCGCUCCAAGUUUCUGAUUCAGGGAAACUUCCAUCCUGUGACUUCAGCAGCUUACAUAGAGGAUGAAAACCACUCUCGGUUGUCAUUGCUCACCACAGAGACUCAUGCUGUAGCCUCUCUCAGACCUGGUUGGCUGGAAGCAGUCCUAGACCGUCGGCUCAUGCAAGAUGAUUGGAGAGGUCUCAAUGAAGGUGUGUCUGACAAUGUGCAGGCUGUGAGUCGUUUCAUGCUGGUCACGGAAAAAAAAAAAAACCCUCUGCAGACAAAGGGUCCAGCCUGUUACCCAUCCUUGCUGACCCACCUGCUGUCCACACAUCUGAACAACCCAGUCCAAGUAGUCGCCCUCAGGGAAGAAAAAUACGAGUUCAAAUACAAGUCGGAGGUCAACUUUAUGACGGAGAAGUGGUCCUGUCUGUACCAGCUGCUGAACCUGAGGCGUCUGCCCGUGCCGAGGAAAGGGAAGGUAGAGGAGGGGCAGAGCGCACUCAUGAUUGUGCAGAAAGCCGGGCUGGACUGCAGCUACACAGAAGUCUACACAGACUGUGAUAUGCAGCGGUUCAUUCUGUUGGACAAAUUCUUGGGUGUGGAACUAUCAUCUGUGAAGCAGACUACGCUAACUGGUGUACAAGAAUUGGAAAUUCUUCAACAGUAUGCAGCUGGAUUAAAGGACAUGGAAAUCAAAGCUUUUAAAGUAACAUUUAAAUAGGACUGAAUUUCUCUGUCUCCUUCAGAGUGUCAGAGGUUUUAUUGCCUUAUCUGUCUCUGCACCCCUGCCCUCCUCUACAAUAGAAUGUUUUAACAUAUUGAAAGGGAAAUUGUGAAGAGAAACUUCAGCAGUUUCUCUCUGGGACUGAGAAAAAAGCUAUACCCUGUGAGCAUUUGUUUUAUGAUUAUUCACACUACAUGGCAUUGGACAGAAGGGCGAGAGCCCAGCUGUUGCUGGAUCGAUAACAACAACAACAACAUGAUUAUUCACAAUGAUGCUAAACUCAUUCAUGACUAGUUUCCACACAGUGAAGCUCUUAUGCUGGGAAAAAUUGCGACUAAUCAGAGGAAUCAAGGGUAGUGUCACAAAUUCACUUUAGUAUAUCAACUUCUUUUUCAAAUGGCCAAAUUGAAAGUUGAUUAUAUGAAGAGAAUGGGGCUUCUUUCACGAUCUAUUAUAAAAAUGUACGUCCAGAGUUAUCCAGAGCUUGGACUACCUAUUAUCACUCACCAAUAUUAUUUUGUAGUAUCUCUGUUGAGUAGCCUGUCACUUACGUGUAUUCAUGAGUAAAGAUGUAGCCAGUCACCAUUGAGUUAACUAUUAACACCUAAUCUGCAUGUGUUGUGCCGGCAAAUUGGCCUUUCGGCUCAAGGUGGCCCUUCCUGCUUUACUUUUAGUAAGAUAAGCUUCAAAUAGGCAUUAUGCAAAAUAUUUGUUGCCUGAGUCCGUCCUUUUCCCAUGUGUCAUGAUUUGGCUUGUCCUUUCCCACUUUUUGAUAUGUUGGCUAACAUUCUCAUCCUGUGCACUGCCAAAGGAGAGGGGGGGCGUGUUUGUGAGCGUGUAUACCGUUUGGCUCAACAUGUACACCAAGAAGAACACACUCGACUUGCACGUUUGCCGGCUGAGUAGGGAAUGACCCACUGGCUCACCAGUCCUUUAAUCUCGUGCUGAACUCAGUGGUUACAAAAACAUUCAUCGGAAAUGGUACGAAACACGAACAAUGUACACAUAUCAACAUCCCCCCUUCUUUAGCAAGAUGCUUUAUCCCACCGCUGCCACCAUGUUUGUAAGCGUGUAUACCGUUUGGCUCAACAUGUCUACACAAUUGAACAUUUAGUCACAUAUGCACAGACACCAGUCACCCAUCAGAACAGUAGAGUUCUGUUUAGAAAUCAGUCAUACUCUUUAAAAGACAAUUUUCCAUACUCAUCACCGCUGAGAACUGACGAGCAGACGACCAGACCCGAAGAAGUUAUCGAAAAGGAUUUUGACAAGACAAUUAACAGAAAGUUUUGAUUUGUGUUAUUAGAAUAUAAAUGUAAAUGGACUAUCACCUUUUAGUAUAAAUUGGAUACAAUGUGGAGAAAUCGCUGUUUGAUUUAAAAGAUUUACAGUUAUGUAAAAUCAGUAGUAAUUUCUUGGGAAUGGGAUUCGUCAGAUAUAUAUUAUGCUUUCUAUUUUGUGUCGGUAACGCUCAAAUAUUAGUAGUAGAAUUACUAAUAAUUUAACUUGAUAAUAAAGAAUAUUUCUUAUAAAGGGUUUUGAACAAAUUGACUAAUAAGGUGUUGAAAUGUUACGUUUAAGGAAUGCACAUAAUGCUUCUUGCUAAAGAAGGGGGGAUGUUGAUAUGUGUACAUUGUUCGUGUUUCGUACCAUUUCCGAUGAAUGUUUUUGUAACCACUGAGUUCAGCACGAGAUUAAAGGACUGGUGAGCCGGUGGGUCAUUCCCUACUCAGCCGGCAAACGUGCAAGUCGAGUGUGUUCUUCUUGGUGUACAUGUUGAGCCAAACGGUAUACACGCUUACAAACAGGGGGGGGGAUAGGGGGCUUGCAAGUGUCUUCUUUGUGACAGUUUGUGGAGUACAUUCAUGAACAAUUUUGUCUCAUGAGUCAGUUUUUAUGUUACCACUCUAAAUCCAGAUCUGGUCCUACUGAAACCAAAGUGCAGCAAUAUUUAAUUUUUAGAAUAGACUGCAUAUGUUGAAUGGAUCACAGUUCUCAAGUCUAACGUAUUGUACUAAUUGUAGAAAUAAAAUGGUUGGGGCGACAAAGAUAACAAAGAUAUUGUGGACAUUCCUAGAAAAUUGUCUUUAGUUGUAUCUCUUCAUAUUUAGAAAAUUUAUUACUUUCACUCCUGGCCCACGUCAAUAAUCACAUUUCCCCUCGACACCUUAUCAUA
This is a messenger RNA of Aplysia californica (California sea hare), 5898 nucleotides long. Its product is annotated as alpha-mannosidase 2. The record is from RefSeq and is a predicted model, not a curated record. Gene Ontology annotation, cellular component: Golgi membrane. Gene Ontology annotation, biological process: N-glycan processing; protein deglycosylation; mannose metabolic process. Lineage: Eukaryota; Metazoa; Mollusca; Gastropoda; Aplysiida; Aplysiidae. Gene Ontology annotation, molecular function: carbohydrate binding; alpha-mannosidase activity. The transcript is spliced from 22 exons. The coding region runs from base 381 to 3719 and encodes 1112 amino acids.